AUAGGGUUGACAAAUCGAUACGAUUGUUCAAUAAUUAAAUGGAAGCAAAUGAUGUCUUUGGAUUAUCCUGUUUAAGUGCCAUAUUAACACGCAGUUUAAUGGUGAAUACAAAAGGAAUUGAAAUUUAAAAGCCGAGUACUUACUGGUAAAUGAACAUCGACGAAAAUCAAUGACACACCAAACUGUUCCCUUAUGUUGUUGUUACUUCUAUCAACAUUAGUUAUUUUUGUUCCUGAUACUAUUGAUGCGCAGUGCUCAUCGUUAUCAACCCUAUCAGCCAAUACAUAUGAAAAAGUCAUAGAGAAAUCAAAAGAAAGUAAUUUAGACUGUCAUUGGACAAUUGAAUCUCCGGACCAUGUUGAAAUAAACGUCACAAAGUGGUCAUUGGCACAGACAUGCGCAGAAGACAGCCUUCAGAUUUAUGAUGGACAUAAUACCAAUGGUCUCUUGCUGGCUCAACUUUGCAGCUAUGGCUCAAUCAAAAUUUUGGUCUCAGGUCGUCGAAAGGCGCAUGUGUGGUUCAAAACCGGAAGUACAAGCACCGGAACUGGAAUAACACUAACGUACAAAUCUUAUGGCCAACAUUUACCUUCUUGUAAACCUGGAUACGAAUGGCCUCAACGACGCUAUGUUAAAGCUGACGAAACACAUCAAGUUAUCACCUCUGAGAAUUAUCCUAACAACUACCCAAGAAAUGAUAAAGAGGAGUGGGUUAUUAUUAAGCCUAGUUCCUCCACACCUCUGGCUAUAGUUGUGGAGGAUAUGGAUAUAGAAGACACUCAUCAAUGUGGGUUUGAUUACCUCGCUGUAUAUGACGGGAAGUGUUCAGACGACAAAGAGAAAGCAAAGUUAUGUGACGAUAGAAAAGGAUCUAUGACCUUAACGGGAAACACAUAUUCCCUGAUCAGAUUCCAUUCUGAUACUGCUAGAGUAGGAAAAGGUUUCAAACUUCGUUUCUACUUGGGCACUGUUGAAGAAUCAAAAGGGGACUCCAGUGCACUACAUGCCAUUUUGAUUGGAUUGAUAGCUGCCUGUAUUGUUGUCAUCUUUUUACUUGCAUCAGCGAAAUUAUACAUGCGCUGUUUCAAGAAACCAAAGGUUCGUCCGAAUCAAGACAAUCUGCGUAACCGGAGAGCGGUGCUUGAGGCUCAAGUCCGAAGAGGUCCACUUGGAUCAAGACUAGCUAGAAUGAUGACUGCACAAUCUAUUCAUUCUGAAAUGACUCGAUACCUGAGCAAUAACACCGAGCACGAUAGCCGAGUCUCUACAUUUGAGAUUUCCACGUCACAGUCGUCAGGAACCGGUUUGGUUUAUGAAGAUGGAAUGUUCCAGCCGCCAUCGUAUAGUGCUCUUUUCCGCCAUUCGGAAGAACCAUCAGCACCCCCAGCAGACAAUAAUGCCCCACCCCCUUAUCCGGGUUCCCCAGAUAUGAAAUUUGAAGGUCAGGAUCAUAUUGUGAGUGUUGCUCAUGCGUCACCCAUUCACGAUAACAAUAAGGCCGGUGAUGGCUUGACAAACGUAGAGACGGUCCCUCCACCACCUUACAAUUCUACUAACUAAACCAUUCAAAUAGAUGGGUUUCUCACCAUAUGUCCAUAUUUGGAGAAUACAUAUAGAUACUAUAUCAUUUAAAACGACUAUCAAUACGUUUGUUUUGAUUCAUCGACAAACAUUGACCUAGUUCAAAAUCCUAUCUAUGUUCCAUAGAUGUUACUAAUCUUUCGAAAAUAAUUUCAAAAAUCAAAGUGUUAUUUUGAGAAAUACUUCUACUUAGACCAAAACAUUCAGAAAACAAUAAUGAUGGAUUUGCUAAAUACUGACUUGAAUUAUAAAAUGACUUUGUACAUAUUUCCGUCCAAAGAAUAUGUUAUUUUUAUACUUUAAUAGUUGAUAGAUCAAAGCAUGAUACACAGAGUUUGAAGAUAUAUUUUGAACUCUAGUAACCAUGUAAGAUAAGCAUAAUUCGAUUGAACUCUUCGUGUAAUGAUCUCAUAAGAAGUAACGAUAUUCUCCUGUCCUCAUUUUAUUGACAGCUGUUCUAUCGAGAAUCAGAUAGAUGCUGUCUUUACCAUUCAUUGAAUGUGUUUGAUCCAUGUUGAAUGUCCCAAAACAACAAAAUUCUAUUCCUUUGAUUUUGGCUCUCACAUCUGCGCGUAGUGAUUUUGUGUCAUGAAUAAUAACCAUUUAAUACUUCCUGUUUCGUUCAAUAGAAAAUCUGUCAAUUAUUUAUUCAAAAAACAUUUUGCUUUUAGAGACUCUCUAAUCGAUGAAACGAAUCAACUAAAAGUACAUCAACAGCUGAUUAGUAAUGUCAGAGAUGAGAAACCUUUCAUUGGUAUUUUUAAACGCGGUAUGUGUACUUUCGAUAUCAGUCCUAUUCAGAUAAAGGUCUUUUAUCAUAAGUGUAUAUUUGCCAUUGAAUAGGGGUCAAUCGUUGACUCACCAUUAGGGCACACUGUUUUUUGUCCUCUGAAAAUUUUUUUUUAUUUCAAAAGUUUUUUGAUUAAAAAUUUUCAAUACAUAACAAGAACUUUAAACCAUAAGUACAUUUUUCACUGUGCGUUUACCAACGAAAUGAAGCAAUAAAUGAAGGCAAGAAGUGAUUUAUUUAUGAAUUAAGAUGUUUAAUUAAAACUCUUUUUCCAUUCAUUUUGUAUCACGUAUUUAAAAAAACAAUUGAAAAGCAGAAUCACAAUUUCAAUAAUAGAAUUUGAAUGGAGGAUGCAGGUGUCAGAUUUCAAUAUCAUAGGGAUCAAAGGUCAUAGUUAAAGUUAGAGUGCAAUGACUUUGGUAUAUGACACAUCCCCAGCCCAAGAUUUAACUGCAAGUUUGGUUAAUCUAAGUUUAACGGAACAAAAGUUAUGAACCGGACACGAAUUAAACGAGGAUUUACUUUAAUAAGGGUCAAAGUCAAGGUCAUAGUGACCUGAUUAUUGUAUAUGAUAAACCCCCAGUCCAUGAUACAUCUACAUAAUCAAGAAUCAUCAAUUCCAGGUCAAUGGUUCAAAAGUUAUACACUCGACACGAAGACACGAAGCAGGACGGACGGACGGACAGACAGAGACACGGAUAGACGGAUAUGGUAUUUCUUAUAUACCCUUCAAACUUUGUUUGCAGAGGGGGGAGGUAUCAAAAGAAAACGUAUGUGUUUCUUUAAACUAACAUGACGAACAAAAACUAAAAAACUAAAAUGCUAUUAUGCCUUCAUUGUGCCUUCAUCAUUUUAUUUUAAUAUAGGUACUUGAGAAAUGUCCUAAUAUGUGUAGCCAUAUAAUUUUUGAAUGUGAACAAACAAAAGUCAUUUAUGGCCAUGCAUUAUAUUUUUACAAACACAAUUAAAUCUCUCAUUUUGUGCUAUAGUUUGUUUUCAACUACUUAUUUAUUAUAUUGUUAUCUUUUGUAAUAACAGACUUGACAUGAAAACAUGAUGAAACAAAUCCACUCUCUUUUAUGUUGUCCUGUAAUAAAAUAUCCAUAAGUUUAUAUGAUAUUGGACAGAGUAUUUUUGAUACUCUGUUAUAAAUAUGAUUCUUGUUGUUUUUGUACUCUGUAAUAUCUUUACGUUUAGUCAAUUAAAGGGUAAUUUUUA
Molecule: messenger RNA, 3589 nt
Organism: Mytilus californianus (California mussel)
Lineage: Eukaryota; Metazoa; Mollusca; Bivalvia; Mytilida; Mytilidae
Product: cubilin-like
Exons: 9
Coding region: 193-1560 (455 amino acids)
Source: RefSeq, a predicted model, not a curated record